Medicago truncatula (barrel medic) is the source of this 1196-nucleotide messenger RNA. RefSeq lists its product as uncharacterized. Bases 363 to 1166 code for a protein of 267 amino acids. The record is from RefSeq and is a predicted model, not a curated record. Lineage: Eukaryota; Viridiplantae; Streptophyta; Magnoliopsida; Fabales; Fabaceae. The transcript has a single exon.
CAAAAGGGUUGGUUAUCCUUUUAUAGCCUUUCGGUGAUUGGUUUCAACUGCUUUCUCCUUCUUUACCCUGUUUUCUUUCUUUUCCUUCAAACCUUUCAUAAACAGAUCAUAAAGAAAAGGAUCUAGUGCAAUCCUACCUCAAUGCUAAUCCUCCUAGCCUCUCAUAAUUGUUCCUUCUGUUUCAAAUCAACACACACCAUACCACAAAAGUCUAAUAAAGCUGCAAUUUCUGACUUCUCAACCCCAUAAUUCCCAACACAUUUCUCUUUCACUUCCUUUACUUUACCUUUUCAACAUAUAAAUAAAUUUCAAAACAUUUCCCACUCACUCAAAAACAUAGUUCCCCUGUUCAGAAACAGAGCAUGGCAAUUGAAGUGUGUAGUGAAACAAACAGCCCAGGAUUCAGUCCUAGAAUUUCAUUCUCACAUGAUUUAAAGAAUUCAAAUGGUUCAAUCCCCGUCGAAGAUCUUCACCUUCGGUCAGAUUUACACCUCUUAGAUUCAACCUCCGAUUUCGUUUUCUCCAUCACCAAUUGUUUUUCUCAGCAAUUCUCUUCAGCUGAUGAACUUUUCUCCGAUGGAAAAAUAGUUCCAAUGGAAAUAAAAAAAGUUAUCUCCAAUGGAAUUAUCGUUCCAAUGAAGAAAAAUUCAUCAGCUAAUGAAUUCUUUGAGCCUCUUCAAAAAACUACAGUAAUGAAGAAGAGGCUUAAAGAAUUCCUGUCUGAUGAAACAGACGUGGAAGAAGAGAAGCCAUUGUUAUCCAAACAUUUCUGGCAAUUCAAAAGAAGCAGCAGUUUGAAUUUUGAUACAGCUCGUCAAAAUAGAUUGAUUCGUUCUCUACAAUUCUUAUCAAGGAGCCAUUCAACCGGUUCAGCGCCGAAUCCAAAACAAACAGAGCUUCAAAAAGAAAGACAAAAACAAAGGUUGCAGAAACAAUCUUCUGUUUCAAGUAGUAGAAGAUCUUCUUCAUCUUCUUCAACGUCAAGUACAUAUUAUUUCUACAAUUCAUCUAAUAAAUCUUCGUUAAGGAAAUGUUCUUCUAGUAAUGGUGUUAGAAUUAGUCCUGUUUUGAAUCUACCUCAAGCAUAUAUUCCUAAAGUUACUGCAAAUUUUUUUGGAUUUGGUUCAUUGUUUUGUAAAGGAAAAGUUAAAAGAAAGAAGAAAUAGAUGAGUUUUUUAUUUAGUUUUAAUUUAUCA